CGAAAAAAGAAAAAAAAAACACGACAACUUAAUCUUCACGUCCCAUUACCAUGUUGCCGGAACCAGCCGUCGACACUCACCGGAAACACAACUUCAUCGUACUUCUCCUCCUCGGACUUAUCGCUGUCGCGAGUUCAGACGAGCUCGACCUUUUGUUAACUCUCAAAACCUCCUUAUCCGAAUCAAAAACAAAAGUAUUUGAUUCAUGGAAUUCAAAUAAUUCUAUAUGCGACUUUACUGGAAUCACUUGUGAUGAUACUUUUUCAUCAGUUAAAGAAAUCGAGUUAUCGAAUCAGAAUCUUGUUGGUUCGAUUCCAUUUGAUUCCAUUUGUCAACUUAACUCGUUACAAAAGCUUUCUUUCGGGUUCAAUAAUUUGCACGGCUUUGUGACACAAGACCUCAACAAAUGCUCCAAGUUGACUUACUUGGACCUCGGAAACAAUUUUUUUUCGGGUUCGGUUCCUGAUAUUUCUUCCAUGAACCAACUUUUGUAUCUUUACGUGAAUAGCAGCGGAUUCACAGGAGCUUUUCCAUGGGCGGCACUCGAAAACAUGACACAUUUGGUGGCGUUAAGUGUCGGAGACAAUCCAUUCAAUCAAACCAAUCAGUUUCCAAACGAAGUUUUGAAGCUGACCCGUUUGAAUUGGCUAUACAUGUCAAAUUGCAGUAUCGGGGGAGAGAUUCCAGCUGGCAUAGGCGAACUCACGGAGCUAAAAAAUCUCGAAAUGUCAAUGAAUUACCUCACUGGAGAAAUUCCAAAAGAAAUCACUAAGUUAAAAAACUUAUGGCAGCUUGAGCUUUUCAACAAUAACUUAACUGGCAAACUUCCAGUUGGGUUAGGUAACUUAACUAACCUUGAAUUUUUCGACGCGUCUACUAAUUUUCUGCAAGGUGAUCUCAAUGAAGUUAAGUCUUUGAGUAAACUCAAAAGCUUGCAAUUAUUUGAAAAUGAGUUAGUCGGUGUAUUUCCCCCUGAAAUAGGCGAGUUUAAGGAUCUUGUAAACUUGUCUUUAUAUCGAAACAAGUUAACCGGGACGCUUCCUAAGCAACUUGGUUCGUGGUCUGAUUUUAACUUCAUAGACGUGUCGGAAAAUUUUCUCACUGGAGAGAUUCCUCCGGAUAUGUGCAAGAAUGGGGUGAUGACUGAGUUGCUUAUUUUACAGAAUAACUUCACGGGUCAGAUCCCGAGAAGUUAUUCUGAUUGUAAGACACUAACUCGGUUUCGUGUGAGUGACAACAUGCUUUCUGGUGUUGUUCCUAAUGGAAUAUGGGGGCUUCCUAAAGCUGAAAUUAUUGAUAUUGCUAAUAAUUUUUUGGAAGGAAGUAUUACAUCAGAUAUACAGAAUGCAAAAACAUUGGGGCAGAUAUUUGCAGCUCAUAAUCGUUUAUCUGGUGAAUUAGUACCCGAGAUUACAAAGGCUAAUUCGUUGGUUAUGAUUGAUUUAAGUCAUAAUGAUUUUUCGGGAAAAGUUCCUGAAAAAAUUGGUGAGUUAAAGCAGCUAGGAAGUCUUCAUUUGGAUAACAACAGGUUCACUGGUGAAAUACCCAAAUCGUUACGCUCUUGUGAUUCUCUCGGUGAUAUAAACAUGGCAUAUAACUUGUUUUCUGGCCGAAUUCCAGAAGAUUUAGGAUGGUUACCGACGCUUAACACGUUAAAUUUGUCUUCAAAUCAGUUAUCUGGUCAUAUCCCUGAAAGCUUGUCAUCAUUGAGGUUAAGUCUGUUAGAUUUAUCUCACAAUAGAUUAGCUGGCCCAAUCCCGGGAUCUCUUUCCAUUGAGGCUUAUAAUGGAAGCUUUUCUGGAAAUCCCGGGCUUUGCAGCCAAAAUGUCAAGUAUUUCCAAAAGUGUUCUUCUGAUAUGGGUAGUAUAUCACCCGUGAUUCGGACACUUAUCACUUGCUUGUCGGUUGGGUCAGCUGUGGUUUUGGUCCUACUGGCAUACUUGUGUUAUGUGAAGAGCAAAAGUCAAGGGGAUGACGAAUCGCGUGCUUUGAAGGAUGAAUCUUGGAAUGUGAGAUCAUUUCAUGUAUUAAGCUUCAUGGAAGAUGACAUUCUGAAGGCAAUUAAAGAUGAGAAUAUGAUUGGAAAAGGCGGGUCAGGGCAAGUCUACCGUGUGUCUCUUAAAAACGGUGUUGACCUUGCGGUCAAGCACAUCAUGAAUUCGGAUUUGGGUAAGCAGAGAAAGUACUUUAAUAAACAGAAGUCGUUGGAGUUUGACGCGGAGGUGGAGACUUUGAGCUCUAUACGACAUGUAAAUGUCGUGAAACUGUAUUGUAGUAUCACAAGUGAAGACUCGAGUCUGUUGGUGUAUGAAUAUAUGCCUAAUGGGAGUCUUUGGGACCGCUUGCAUACAACUAAGAAACUCGGACUUGAUUGGGAGACAAGAUAUGAAAUAGCUCUUGGAGCUGCAAAGGGGUUAGAGUAUUUGCAUCAUGGAUGUGAAAGACCAGUGAUUCAUAGAGAUGUUAAGUCUAGUAACAUACUUUUAGAUGAGCACUUGAAACCAAGAAUUGCCGAUUUUGGGCUUGCCAAGAUUGUGCAAACCGAUACCUCCAAUGGUUCUACUCAUGUCAUUGCCGGUACACAUGGUUACAUCGCUCCUGAAUAUGGAUACACAUACAAAGUGAAUGAAAAGAGCGAUGUGUACAGCUUUGGAGUCGUGCUAAUGGAGCUUGUGACGGGGAAAAAACCAAUUGAGUUCGAGUAUGGUGAAAACAAGGAUUUAGUGUAUUGGGUAUACAGUAAAUUGAAGAACAAGGAAAGUGUGCUAAGCCUUGUUGAUUCAAGUAUUCCUGAACCUUACAAGGAGGAAACAAUUAAAGUGCUAAAGGUUGCGAUUAUGUGUACUUCUAAGCUCCCAACCCUCAGGCCGACGAUGAGAAAUGUGGUUAAGAUGUUGAAGGAAGCCGAGCCAUGUAAAUUCUUAACGAUAAUCGUCAGCAAAGAUGAUAGCAAGAAAGAGACUGAAAAAGUAUAAUUGUAUUAUUGUAACAUAUGUAGCUUAAAGCUUCACAUACAUAAGUGUAUCUGUUUUUGUAAUAUUAUAGCAAAGGUAAUGGCUUGUGAGGCUAGAGCCAGUGUACAUUUUUGGUACUGAGAUUAGAACUCCUUUUUGCUAAAUCAAUCAUAAGUAUGGUAUCACAAAGAUGAUGGAUAUAGUUUUGUGUAAUAUGAAAUGAUCCAAUGUAAUAUUAAGUUUAUUGAGUGUCAUGUAUGAAAGACACUUUAUCCUGAA
Messenger RNA from Erigeron canadensis, 3233 nucleotides. RefSeq names its product receptor-like protein kinase 7. The transcript is spliced from 3 exons. Gene Ontology annotation, biological process: protein phosphorylation. The record is from RefSeq and is a predicted model, not a curated record. Gene Ontology annotation, molecular function: ATP binding; protein binding; protein kinase activity. Gene Ontology annotation, cellular component: plasma membrane. Bases 51 to 2975 code for a protein of 974 amino acids. NCBI's taxonomy places the organism in Eukaryota, Viridiplantae, Streptophyta, Magnoliopsida, Asterales, Asteraceae.